This is a messenger RNA of Notothenia coriiceps (black rockcod), 4634 nucleotides long. Its product is annotated as regulation of nuclear pre-mRNA domain-containing protein 2-like. NCBI's taxonomy places the organism in Eukaryota, Metazoa, Chordata, Actinopteri, Perciformes, Nototheniidae. The transcript has 2 exons. Bases 7 to 2121 code for a protein of 704 amino acids. The record is from RefSeq and is a predicted model, not a curated record.
UUUAAAAUGUCUCCAGCAGCUAGCCCCUCACCUCGCCCGUCUCCAGGAACCCCCACCACUCCUUCUGGCCAACCAGCAGCCUCCAAAGCAACCUCUUCGAGCCCUCGCCUGGCGAGCAUCCUGUCACGAGUUGACAUCACACCUGAAGGCAUACUCAAUGCUCUGACUAAAACAAACACACCAGGUUUGUCCUCUCUCCUGCAAAGUGUGUCAAACAACUCCUCUGCUACUCCCACCCGAACCUCCCCAGAAUCCUCAGCAGUUAAAACCCUGCUCUCCCCCACCACCCCAAAAGCAAAACCCACCAUAGGGAGCAGCCUCAAAAGAGACACACCUGGGAGAAGCAGAGAUUGGGAGAAAGAGAGGAAGCUGUCUCCUCCCCCUCCUCCGCCCCCUCCUCGUACCUCAGCUCCCUCUGUCUCUCCCCCCAGCCUGGAAUCAAAAAUCAACAGUUUCCUGCAGGGUAACCCCGGCUUCAGUCUCGCCAUGGGUGAUGGCAGUCCUGACGGGGUGGACGGGACCCCGGUGAGAGACGAGGCCGCUGGCACCCCCACCCAGGACGAGAUCAUGGACACACCUGGGAGUGUGCCAGAGUCUUUAGGGUCAUCUGGAGGUCAUACCCUCUCGCCCACAGCCUACCGCAGUGAACCCUGGGACGCUGUGAUCACCCCGUCAGGGAGCAGCAGCAAUGGAGACUUUCUGAGCUCCUCCUCCUCCUCCUCCUCUCGGUAUGGAGCUGACAAAAAGGGGGCCACAAAAUCAAAGGACGAUGCAGUGAGGAAGCAGGUCUCCUCUUCUCCCAGCAGUGACAUGAAGGGUAAGAAAGAUGGACACCAGCUGAAGAUCAUGGGAAACAACAGAGGAAACGGUGAACGGAAACACUCAGCAGGCUCUCGUAGGGCCAGCAGCGGGUCGGAGGAGGGGGGGAAACGAGAGGGUCCUGAGUCUCCGGGGGGGAAGGGGAAGGAGGGCCAGUACCAUCGCAUUGAGACUCUAGUAUCCCCCUGCACUGAAGGGGCUCCGAUCCAAACUCUCGGCUACUCGAACCGCCCCCACGCCGGGGAGCGCAUCAAGACGGUGGAGAGCAUCCGCCUGAUUGGCCGAGACUCCCGGCGGGGUGGAGGGGCCGGCGCUCGACCAGGGGGAGCGAUGUGGUACGAGGAGGAGGAAUACAUGGACGCUCAGUCUCCCUCCCCCCACGACGGCCCACCUCCUCUUAACAUUGGAAACGACGACAUGAGCCCCUCCAUGCCUCCUCCCCCUCCUCACCUCCUCCACCAACAUCUCCACCCUCCUCCGUCCCACCCCCACGCACACCCUCCUCCUUUCCAGAUGCCCUACCACCCCGAGAACAUCCAGUCUCCUCCCCCCUCCCAUCUCCACCAGCAUCCUCCCCCUUCCCAUUUUUUCGGCCCUCCUCCACCCAUCCCCAGACCCCCUCCGCCUCCCAUACCCCAGCGCCCUUCCCCUCCACCUUCCCACCAUUCUGUGCCCUCUGCAGUCAUGGUAGGGGGAGUGUUGGUCCCUAUCGACCGUCCCCUUUCUCUCCCCCUCCCACUGAGACCUGAAGGUGUAGAGCGAGGCGGAAUGGGGCCCAGAGGAAACAAAAUGCCCCCCCCACCCCUCAUGUCCUCGUUGCUAGGUGAGCCCCCUAAGCUGCCCCGUCCUGGUACAGUUAAAGAGCCUUUUGGCCCCCGCCAUGCCCCCCUCCUGCACCGCCCAGGUGUUCCUCUUCCCUUGCUGGGCCGAGUGAAGGAGCCUCUCAAUCUACCUCUUCCUCCCCCCUCUCCCACAUGCUCUACACCCUCUCCCUCCACCCCCAAUCCCCCUGCACUCGACUCCCACCCCCCUCGCCACCCUGCUCACUCCUCUGGCCCUCCCACCAGUCCUCCAGCUCAUUCCCGCAACCACACCUCCAACCCCGUUCCCCUGCUUAACUUACCCCCGAUUCUCCCAGUUAACCUCCAACAGAGACCUAUGCAGCGAGACCGAGCCCCCUCUCAGCAGUUUAACCAGCACCGACCCCGUGGGGGAUAUCGAGGGGGCAAGCGGCAGGGUCCUCCAUUCACAGGUGGUCCCUUCCAUUCGCAGAAGAGACCCUUCCUACCCCCACGAUACUGAAGUGGUCGUCUGUCACAUGCUGAAUGAGAAGUGAAGCGCCCUGCCCUGAAGAGCAGAGUGUGUGUUAGCCCUGCUGGUAUGAGCCUAGAUAUCUUUACUCUGUUAAUUAGCUUGAAUUAAAUCUACCUUAGGUUGUGUGUAAAUGGCUGAUUUAAUCUUUAUGCUUCAGCUAAGUAGCCAGCCAGUCUUCAUACACUGUACUGUGCAGCUUUGAGGUUAGCAGUUACAUAGAGUGUUGUGUCACAACCUUCAAUCUUUCCCUCCUUUUUUUUAUCCAUUUCUCCAACUCCUGUCUAACAUUACAAACAAACACAGAUAGUUCAAGCAGAUAUUACACUUUAUUUUGUUUGGAGCUUGCCUGCCUGUGUGAUUGUUGAGUUAACUGAGAGAGAGAGCGGGAGAGAGAGAGAGAGAGAGAGAGAUGUAUGUAUGGGUCUAAGUUUGACAUUUUGGGAAAUAGGCUUAUUUGCCUCUAACGGAAAGCUGUAUGAGAAGAUCAAUACCACUCUCACAUCUGCGCAGUAAAUUAAAAGCUAGAGCUUAGCAUAACAACUGGAAAUGGGGACAGCUACCCUGGAUCUGCCUGAAGGUCAAUAAGCCAUCUUUUACCAACUCUAAAGCCAAUGUUUAAUGUUUAAUCUGUUCAAAAUGUAAAAUUAUUUGUAAUGGGGGUGAUAUGUGAGACAGUUUCAUGGCAACAAGACUUGAGGAAGUCACAGCCCAUGGCCACAAAACAUUAUUAUUUAGUUACCUUCAGACAGGUUAGGCCCCUGAUUUGAAUAUUUAUGCUAAGCUAAGGCAGUUGUCUAAUUUCUGCAUCUUAUUUAACACCCAGAUAAUGUCACCUGACAAACCCAAUAACCAUAUUUCCUAAAGUGUCCAAUUAUUCCUUCCAAAUUACAAGUAGUUUCCAAAUGAAUAUCUUCAUUCAUGAGUGUGUGGGUGUGUGCUGUGUGUGCUAACAUGGUGUUUCUCAUUAGAAGGGAUGAGACUGCUUCUGCAGCUUUUGUUCUUGCUGUAAAUAAUAUUGUUCUCUUGCUCGACCUUUUUCACCCUCCCAUCUCUCCCACUGUAUAUUUCUAACCUUGUAAAUAUAAAAUCUGAGAUGACACAGCUUUUUUUCUUUUCAAGCUCUUAUUUCUGUUAAUGAGGACAAUGAUCGUCAUUUUUGAACCCCGUCUUUACUGUGAUUGAGGCCUCGGCUAAGCUUUAGCUUCAGAAGAAUUUCUCUGCAGUAUCUGUCGCAGCUUUCUGUCCUCCUUUUGAAACCACCAUGCAGAAGAGGAGGGUGAAGAUAAUUAUGUAUUUUUAUUUCAACAUACUUGUCUGCCUAUGCGGGCUUCACAUUAGACUGAGUCAUGAAGACCCUCGGUAGUGGAUGGCGGGUGGGGGGGGAGGUUUUUCAGUUCUGAAACACACUCUUGCUAGGCUUCAUCAUGUACUGACUUGAAUAAAAUCCAGAGUUUCAAUUCAACUGGGGGGGGGAGGUAUUUUAUUUGGUCACUAAUUAUCACUUGAAUUGCGCUGUUGUAAUUUUGUUGCGCUGUUCAGCUGAUUUCUGAGAAUUUGUUGUCAUAUAUUUACAUAGCUGCUGCCAUUCUCAUAGUGCAUACGUAUUAUUUUUUGGCACUGUAUUUUUCUAAUAGAUUUAGCAAUUUCCCGUUUGCAACAGCGCACACAGGUGGCAUUAGGGGGCGAAAACAUAUGAGCUAAUAAGGGUUGUUUUGAAAAUGGUUUAUUUAAAUACUCCAGUUAUUAUGGCCCCUUCCUCUGUUUUUUUUCUUUGCUAAUUUCAUGCUUUUGCCCUCAAACCCCUGUGCUUAUCUUGUGCUCACAAUGGCUUUGUUCAUUAACACUCGUGCCCCUCUCAACACUUCUGAGGGUAAAAAGAAAGGGCACAAUGGCAGUAAUCCUUCUUUUACAGGAGUUACUGCCGUAAUGCUUCCCUCUGUUCUACACUGAUGUAGUUUCCCUCCACAGUGAGAGGUGCAUGGUGGGAACUGCUGCUCAAAGCCUUGUGUGUCCUGUGUUUAUGUGAUCAUGGAGUGUGUGUUCUCGCCUUUGCUCAUUUACAGUUCAUCAAGAAACACUGAGCACCCCAUGAAGUUAGAUACAUUGUAAAAAUGUAACCAUGAAGAGCAUAUCUGUCACUACAGUGUUGGCAGAUCAUCAGAGUACGAUGUGUCAUUGAAUGUUAUACAAGUCUGUUACCACCUUCUGUAAACUGUCUGUCUUUUAUCUCAUCGAAACAGCUAAAUAUCAAAUCAGUUUGGUGUGUUCAUGAUGCACAGCGAGAAAGCUAGAUGUAUUGUUCCCUCACACUAAGCAGCUACCAAGUUCCACAUUUUCAAUUGUCUCUGUAAAUAACCCCAGUCUGUUAAGUCUUUGACAAAUUAAGUUUGAAACUGACUGAAGAUGUGACGAAGAUGAUGGUCUGUGAAUAUUUGCUAAGUUGAAUUUCUGCUGUUCUCAUCAAUGAUGCUAUUACACAGGUCUUUGAGUGUCCAAUCCUU